Messenger RNA from Myotis daubentonii (Daubenton's bat), 15488 nucleotides. RefSeq names its product vacuolar protein sorting 13 homolog A (gene VPS13A). Lineage: Eukaryota; Metazoa; Chordata; Mammalia; Chiroptera; Vespertilionidae. The record is from RefSeq and is a predicted model, not a curated record. Gene Ontology annotation, biological process: protein retention in Golgi apparatus; autophagy; protein targeting to vacuole.
GCCCCUGCCCGCCUGGAGGCGGGGCUGCGCGUCCCGCACGGGCUACUCUCGGGUCGGAGCUGCCCCGCAGCGGGUGAACCGAGCGGCCUCGAGGAAAGGGUGCGGCAGGACCCUCGCCAGAAGCAGGCGCGCUGGGGGCGGCCUCCGUGCCCACCGCGGCGGAGGAAGAUGGUGUUCGAGUCGGUGGUCGUGGAUGUGUUGAACCGGUUCUUGGGGGACUAUGUGGUGAACCUGGACACGUCCCAGCUCACUCUGGGCAUCUGGGGAGGAGCUGUGGUCUUGAAGAACCUUGAAAUUAAAGAAAAUGCCCUGAGUCAACUGGAUGUACCAUUUAAAAUUAAAGUUGGUUAUAUAGGUAACCUUAAUCUUAAAAUUCCAUGGAAAAACCUUUAUACUCAACCAGUUGUAGCUGUACUGGAAAACAUUUAUUUACUCAUCGUGCCUUCUUCUAUAAUAAAAUAUGAUUCUUUAAAAGAAGAAAAGCAACUUUUGGAAGCAAAGCAGCAGGAACUAAAACGAAUAGAAGAAGCCAAACAAAAAGUAGCUAAUCAAGAAAAACUCCUGGUGGAGAAACAAGACACUUUUACAGAAAAAUUAAUUACUCAGAUCAUAAAAAAUCUUCAAGUGAAAAUUUCCAACAUCCAUAUUCGUUAUGAAGAUGAUAUCACAAAUCAAGAAAACCCACUGUCAUUUGGUAUUUCUCUUCAAAAUCUCAGCAUGCAGACAACUGAUCAAAACUGGGCUCCAUGUUUACAUGAUGAAACUGAGAAACUAUUUCGUAAGUUAAUCCGAUUGGAUAACCUUUUUGCUUAUUGGAAUGUGAAGUCUCGGAUGUUUUAUCUUACUAGUUAUGAUGAUUCAUUGGACAGCUUGAGGAAUGGCAUUGUUGAUGAAAAUAUUGUUCCAGAAGGUUAUGAUUUUGUAUUUCGCCCCAUAUCUGCUAAAGCCAAACUUCAGAUGAAUCGCCGAUCUGAUUUUGACUUUUCUGCCCCCAAGAUAAAAUUGGAUGUUGAAUUACAUGACAUAGCUAUUGAAUUUAAUAAACCACAGUAUUUCAGUCUUAUGGAGCUUCUUGAAUCAGUUGAUAUGAUGACGCAAAAUCUGCCAUAUAGGAAAUUCAAACCUGAUGUACCUGUUCACGGCCAUGCCAGAGAAUGGUGGGCUUAUGCUAUACAUGGUAUUCUUGAAGUAAAUGUUUGCCCCCACUUGCGGAUGUGGUCAUGGAAACAUAUUAGCGAUCAUCGGCAACAAAUGAAGCAAUAUAAAGAACUCUAUAAGAAAAAGCUAAUAAAUAAGAAGCCACCUGUGGAACUUCUCAGCUGUUUGGAGGAGUUGGAGAAGACUCUGGAUGUAUUUAACAUUACUAUAGUGAGACAACAGGCAGAAGUUGAGGUAAAGAAAGCUGGAUACAGGAUAUACAAAGAAGGAACAAAAGAUUCAGAGGAAAAUAAAGGAUGGUUUAACUGGUUGUGGACUUGGUCAGAACCAAAAACUAAAGAACAGCAGCCCGAUGUUAAACCUGGAAGUCUUGAAGAAAUCUUGACACCUGAAGAAAAAACUUUACUCUAUGAAGCAAUUGGCUAUAGUGAAACAGCAGUUGACCCAACCUUGCCAAAAUCAUUUGAAGCCAUGAAGUUGUACAUGCACUUGAAAAGUAUGUCUAUUGUUCUAAGAGAAGAACAACAAAAACGUGAGCUGUUAAAUAUUGUAGUAGAAGAAUUUAGCACUUGGGUUGUACAAAGACCAGGAGCACAAGCAAUAAAAUUUGAAACCAGAAUAGAUUCCUUUCAUGUUACUGGCCUACCAGAUAAUUCAACAAAACCCCGCCUCCUAUCCUCACUGGAUAAUGCUGCAUCACUUUUCCAGAUUACAUUUGAGACAAAUCCAUUAGAUGAAACUGUUGCUCAAAGGUGUAUCAUAGAAGCUGAACCUUUAGAAAUAAUAUAUGAUGCAAGAACAGUGAAUAGUAUAGUGGAAUUCUUCAGACCUCCAAAAGAGGUAAAUCUAGCACAGCUCACUUCAGCGACUUUGACAAAACUUGAAGAAUUUCGUGAUAAGACAGCAACAGGUCUACUGUAUAUUAUUGAAACACAGAAAGUUCUUGAUCUCAGAAUUAAUUUGAAAGCUUCAUAUGUUAUUAUCCCACAAGAUGGAAUUUUCAGCCCUACGUCAAAUCUGCUUCUUUUGGAUCUUGGUCAUUUAAAGGUGACAAGCAAAAGUCGUUCACAAUUACCAGAUAUGAAACAAGGUGGGGCCAGACUUGAAGAGAUAAUGCGUAGAGCUUAUGAUUCCUUUGAUAUUCACCUUACAAGCAUUCAGCUGCUUUACAGCAGAGUUGGUGAUAAUUGGAAAGAAGCACGAAAACUCAAUGUAUCUACACAGCAUGUUUUGGUACCUUUGCACUUCAAUGUGGAAUUCUCUAAGGCCAUGGUUUUCAUGGAUAUAAGGAUGCCGAAAUUCAAGAUUUUUGGAAAGUUACCACUGAUUUCUUUGCGAAUCUCAGAUAAAAAGCUUCAAGGAAUUUUGGAAUUGAUUGAAAGCAUUCCAAAACCCACACCUGCAACUGAAGUACAUGCCCCUGUCAAGCCAUUUCAGAUGCAAAGGUCCACUUCUUUGGGAGCACCACAGAUUUCACAGAAAGUGAUUCCUCUCUUGGAACUUGCAGGUGUUGAAUAUGAGUCAGAGGAGGAAUUUUAUGAUGCACCAUGUAGUCCCGUGGAAGAAUAUUUUCAGUCAACAGCUAGCGUUAAAAGUUGUCAACAAAAUAAGAUUCCAGAGUUGGAUUGUUCAAAAAAUAUGAUUCAGUAUAAAAUAAGAUUUGAAGUGCCAGAGGUAUCGAUUCAAUUUUAUCAUCUUGUUGAAGAUUGUGAACUACCUGUGGUAGAAAUUGUUGUCUUAGGAUUGGGCACAGAAGUAGAACUUAGAACAUUUGAUUUGAAAGCCAAUGCCUUUUUGAAAGAAUUCUGCUUAAAAUGCCCAGAAUACUUGGAUGUAAACGAAAAGCCAGUUUAUUUGAUUACAACACUAGAUAACACAAUGGAAGAUCUGUUAACACUGGAGUAUGUGAAGGCUGAAAAGAAUGUACCCAACUUGAGAAGUUCCUAUAAUAAUGUUGAACAACUGAUUAAGGUGAAUUUUUCCUCUUUGGAUAUUCAUUUGCAUACGGAAGCACUUCUGAAUACAAUGAACUAUUUUAAUAAUUUCAUUCCACAAUUGGAGGAAAAGUCAGCCUCGUUGCAUGUUGUGGAGACAGAAGACAAAGGAGAGGUCAUUAAAAAAAUAGCUUCAAGACGAUACAGGCAUGAAGAUAUUACCUUGCAGAUCUUAGCAGAGUUAUCAUGUUUACAGAUCUUUAUUCAAGAUCAGAAACAUAACAUUGCUGAAAUUAAGAUUGAAGGGCUUGAUUCUGAGAUAAUUAUGAGGCCUUCAGUAACUGAAGUAAAUGCAAAGCUAAGAAAUAUAAUUGUUUUGGAUUCUGAUAUAACAGCUGUAUAUAAAAAGGCUGUUUAUAUCACUGGAAAAGAAGUUUUCAGCUUCAAAAUCCUUUCUUAUGUGAAUGCAACUGCUGAUUCUGCAUACACAGAUAUGAGUGUGGUUGAUAUUCAAGUUAAUUUAACUGUUGGUUGCAUUGAAGUAGUUUUAGUCACAAAAUUUUUAUAUUCUAUAUUGGCUUUCAUAGAUAAUUUUCAAGCAGUUAAAGAAGCCUUGGCUGAGGCAACUGUCCAGGCAGCAGGAAUGGCUGCUACUGGUGUAAAAGAACUGGCACAAAGGAGUUCUAGAAUGGCAUUAGAUGUUAACAUCAAAGCUCCAGUUGUGGUCAUCCCACAGUCUCCAGUUUCUGAAAAUGUCCUUGUUGCUGAUUUUGGACUGAUUACAAUGACCAAUACAUUCCAUAUGAUAACAGAGAGCCAGUGCAAUCCCCCACCCAUUAUUGAUUUGAUAACGAUAAAGCUGAGUGAAAUGCGACUAUACAGGUCUCAAUAUAGUAAUGAUACAUACCAGGAAGUACUGGAUAUACUACUGCCAUUAAAUCUUGAGGUGAUUGUUGAGCGAAAUUUAGCCUGGGAGUGGUUCCAGGAAGUUCCUUGUUUUAAUAUAAAUGCUCAACUAAAGCCUAUGGAGUUCAUUCUUAGUCAAGAAGAUAUAACAACUAUCUUUAAAACAUUAUAUGGUAAUAUAUGGUAUGAAGGAGGUGGCAGUGUCCCACCAGCAGGAGUGAAAGAUCAGAGUAGUGUUACUGGUGGAGUCACUAACACUUCACAUCAUUCAGGAGGAACAACUGUAGUGACAGCUGCUGUGGUAGAAGUACAUUCAUGUGCCGCUCAAGUUAAGACAACUCUAAAUAUGAGUUUCAAAACUGAUUAUCUCACCAUGAUACUGUAUAGUCCAGGUCCUGAACAUGUUUCCUUUACAGAUGUUCGUGAUCCUUCUCUGACACUUGCUGAAUUUAAGUUGGAGAAUAUAAUAAGUACUUUAAAAAUGUAUACAGAUGACUCAGUAUUUUCUGCCUUCUCAUUAAAAAAUUGUAUUUUAGAUGAUAAAAGACCUCAUGUCAAGAAGGCAACUCCUAGAAUGAUAGGAUUGACAGUUGGAUUUGACAAAAAAGAUAUGAUGGAUGUAAAGUAUAAGAAAAUCAGAGAUGGUUGGAUGUCUGAUGUAGUCCUUCAAGAAACAUAUAUUUGUGCAAGUGUGGAAUUUCUGCUGACAGUUGCAAAUGUCUUUCUUGAAGCCUACACCACAGGCACUGCUGUAGAAACCAAUGUUCAAGCAUGGGCUGCUAAGGAAGAAGUACCUGCACAGAUACAAGAAAAGUGGGAAGUGAAUAUUCUUAUUAAAAAUCCUGAAAUUGUGUUUGUGGCUGAUAUGACAAGAAAUGAUGCUCCUGCCUUAGUCAUUACAACACAAUGUGAAAUUUGUUGCAAGGGUGACCUUGAAAACAAUACAAUGACUGCUGCUAUUAAAGAUCUCCAAAUGAGAGCAUGCCCAUUUCUUCCUGACAAGAGAAAAGACAGAAUCACUACUGUUUUGCAGCCCUGUGACUUGUUCUAUCAAGCUACUCAGAUAGGCACAGAUCCACAAGUGAUUGAUAUAUCACUAAAAUCGCUGACACUAAAGGUUUCACCUGUUAUCAUAAAUACUGUGAUUACCAUAACUGCAGCACUUUAUACAACUAAGGAAACCAUCCCACAAGAAACUGCUUCUUCUACAGCACAUUUAUGGGAAAAGAAGGAUACAAAGACUUUAAAAAUGUGGUUUCUUGAAGAACCAAAUGAAGUGAAAAACAUAGCUCCCACAACUGAAUUGGUACCCAAAGGAGAGAUAAUAAAAAUGAACAUUGAUUCUAUUUUCAUAGUUCUUGAGGCUGGGGUUGGUCAUAGAACAGUGCCUAUGCUUUUGGCAAAAUCAUGUAUUUCAGGGGAAGGCAAAAACUGGAGUUCCCUCAUAAAUCUCCACUGUCAGCUUGAGCUAGAAGUGCAUUAUUACAAUGAAAUGUUUGGUGUAUGGGAACCUUUGCUUGAACCUUUAGAAAUUGACCAGACUGAGGAAUUUAGACCAUGGAAUCUUGGAAUCAAGAUGAAAAAGAAAGCAAAAAAGGCUAUUGUUGAGUCAGAUACUGAAGAAGAUUACAGAGUGCCAGAAUAUAAAACUGUCAUCAGUUUCUAUUCAAAAGACCAACUAAACAUUACAUUAUCCAAAUGUGGUCUUGUAAUGUUAAAUAAUUUAGUCAAGGCAUUUACAGAAGCGGCCACUGGAUCUUCAACUGUCUUCAUGAGGGAUCUAGCGCCAUUUAUGAUUUUAAAUUCUCUUGGACUUACCAUCUCUGUUUCACCAAGUGAUUCUUUUAGUGUGCUCAACGUUCCAGUGGCAAAGUCAUAUAUAUUGAAAAAUGAGGAAAGUUUAAGUAUGGAUUAUGUCCGAACAAAAGACAAUGAUCAUUUCAAUGCAAUGACCAGUCUAAGCAGCAAACUUUUCUUCAUUCUUCUUACACCUGCUAACCACUCUACUGCUGAUAAAAUUCCCUUAACAAAAGUGGGACGACGACUGUACACUGUAAGGCACAGAGAAUCUGGAGUUGAAAGAUCUAUUGUUUGUCAAAUUGAUGCAGUGGAAGGAAAUAAGAAAGUAACAGUUCGCUCCCCAGUGCAGAUUAGAAAUCAUUUCUCAAUCCCACUUUCUGUUUAUGAAGGGAAUACUUUAUUGGGAAUGGCUGCACCUGGAAAUGAAUUUAACAUACCGUUAGCAUCUUACCGAUCACUCCUUUUUCUGAAGCCAGAAGAUGAGGACUAUCAAAUGUGUGAAGCAAUUGACUUUGAAGAAAUUAUAAAAAAUGAAGGCUCUUUUCUAAAGAGGCAAUGUAGACCUAUAAACCCGUCUAAGAAACCAUUUAUUAUUAAUAUUGUCCCAGAAAAAGAUAAUUUGACAUCUCUGUCAGUAUAUUCAGAAGAUGGUUGGGACUUACCAUACAUAAUGCAUUUGUGGCCACCUAUCCUACUCCGAAAUCUUCUUCCUUACAAACUUGUUUAUUAUAUAGAGGGGAAUGAACAUAGAGUUUUUACUCUAAAUGAAGGUUCUUCUGCCCAUAUUUGUACCGUACAAUUGGAUAAAGCAAUACUACAUUUAAAAUUACUUGACUAUCUUAAUCAAGAUUGGAAAAGUGAAUAUCAUAUAAAACCUAAUCAACAAGAUAUUAGUUUCAUCAGUUUUACCUGUGUUACAGAAAUAGAAAAGACUGAUUUAGAUAUUGCUAUCCAUGUGACUUAUAAUCCUGGCCAGACAGUUGUGGCAUUUCAUAGCCCUUACUGGAUGGUCAAUAAAACUGGUCGAAUGCUACAGUAUAAAGCAGAUGGAAUUCAUCGAAAGCAUCCGCCUAAUUAUAAAAUGCCAGUUCUCUUUUCUUUUCAGCCAAAGCACUUUUUUAAUAACAAUAAGGUUCAGCUUAUGAUAACUGAUAGUGAAUUAUCAGAUCAGUUUUCAAUUGAUACUGUUGGUAGUCAUGGAGCUGUUAAAUGUAAAGGCAUGAAAAUGGAGUAUCAAGUUGGUGUCAUUAUAGACCUCAGCAGUUUUAACAUUACCAGAAUUGUGACAUUUACCCCUUUUUAUAUGAUCGAAAACAAAAGCAAGUAUCAUAUAUCAGUGGCUGAAGAGGGGAGUGAUAAAUGGCUCUCUCUCGAUUUGGAGCAGUGUAUUCCCUUUUGGCCUGAGGAUGCUUCAAAUAAACUUCUUAUUCAAGUUGAAGGAAGUAGAGGCCCUCCCCAAAAGAUACAUUUUAACAAGCAAGAAAAUUGUAUUUUAUUACGUCUGGAUAAUGAGCUUGGUGGUAUUAUAGCAGGAGUUAAUUUGGCUGAGCAUUCUACAGUUAUUACAUUUUCAGAUUAUCAUGAUGGAGCAGCUACAUUCCUAUUAAUAAAUCACACUAAGAAUGACAUUAUUGAAUAUAAGCAAAGUUCUCUCAGUGAAAUAGAAGACUCUCUCCCUCCCGGAAAAGCAGUAUUUUAUACAUGGGCUGAUCCAGUGGGCUCUAGAAAGCUGAAGUGGAGUUGUGGGAAAAGCCACGGUGAAGUAACACAAAAAGAUGAUAUGAUGACACCUAUAAAUUUGGGGAAAAAGACUAUUUAUUUAGUUUCAUUCUUUGAAGGCUUACAACGCAUUAUUUUAUUCACUGAAGAUCCAAAGGUAUUUAAAGUGACAUAUGAAAAUGAGAAAGCAGAAUUAGCAGAGCAAGAAAUUGUGUUGGCAUUACAAGAUGUUGGAAUUUCUCUCGUCAACAAUUACACAAAGCAAGAAGUAGCCUAUAUUGGCAUUACAAGUUCUGAUGUGGUUUGGGAGACAAAGCCCAAGAAGAAGGCAAGAUGGAAGCCAAUGAGUAUAAAGCACACUGAGAAGUUAGAGAAAGAAUUUAAGGAAUAUAUUGAAUCUUCACCUUCAGAAGAUAAGGUUAUUGAGUUGGACACUAAUAUUCCGGUUCGCUUUACACCUAGCGGCAAUAACAUGAAAAUUCUGCAACCACAUAUAAUAGCUAUACGAAGAAAUUAUCUGCCAGCAUUAAACGUGGAAUAUAACACAUCUGCACAUCAAUCAUCAUUUAGAAUUCAAAUUUAUAGAAUACAGAUCCAAAACCAGAUACAUGGUGCUGUAUUUCCAUUUGUAUUUUAUCCUGUUAAGCCUCCCAAGUCAGUCACCAUGGAUUCAGCACCCAAGCCCUUUACAGAUGUCAGUAUUGUCAUGAGAUCUGCAGGGCAUUCCCAGAUAUCACGUAUUAAAUACUUCAAAGUGUUGAUUCAAGAAAUGGAUCUCAGGUUAGAUCUUGGGUUUGUCUAUGCAUUAGCAGAACUUAUGACAGAAGCUGAAGUAACUGAAAAAACGGAGGUUGAACUUUUUCAUAAAGAUAUAGAAGUUUUCCAAGAAGAAUAUAAAACAGUUUCAUUAGUAGAUUCAUCACAAGUCAGUCUCUAUGAGUAUUUUCAUAUAUCUCCUAUCAAGUUGCAUUUAAGUGUUUCACUGAGUUCGGGUAAAGAAGCAGCUAAAGACUCAGAACAGCAUGAAGGAUUCAUUGCAAUUAGUUCUUUAAAUCUCUUGCUGAAGAGUAUUGGUGCCACUCUUACAGAUGUACAAGAUGUAGUUUUUAAGCUUGCAUUUUUUGAACUCAACUAUCAGUUUCAUACAACAUCUGAACUGCAGUCUGAAGUAGUAAGACACUAUUCAAAACAGGCCAUUAGGCAAAUGUAUGUACUCAUUCUUGGACUUGAAGUUUUGGGAAAUCCCUUUGGCUUGAUUAGAGAAUUUUCUGAAGGUGUAGAAGCAUUUUUCUAUGAACCUUACCAGGGAGCCAUCCAGGGUCCUGAAGAGUUUGUGGAAGGAAUGGCACUAGGAUUGAAGGCAUUAGUUGGGGGAGCUGUUGGUGGAUUAGCUGGUGCUGCCUCCAAAAUCACCAGUGCUAUGGCUAAAGGGGUAGCAGCUAUAACUAUGGAUGAAGACUACCAACAGAAGAGGAGAGAAGCCAUGAACAAGCAACCGGCUGGUCUUAGAGAAGGCAUCACUCGAGGAGGAAAAGGCUUAGUUUCUGGUUUUGUAAGUGGCAUAACAGGAAUUGUUACAAAGCCAAUCAAAGGAGCUCAAAAAGAAGGAGCAGCUGGUUUCUUUAAAGGUGUUGGGAAAGGUUUAGUUGGAGCAGUGGCAAGGCCAACUGGAGGCAUCAUAGACAUGGCUAGCAGUACAUUUCAGGGAAUAAAAAGGGCUACAGAGACUUCUGAUGAAGUGGAGAGUCUGCGGCCCCCUCGGUUCUUUAAUGAAGAUGGAGUUAUCAGACCUUACAGGUUGAGGGAUGGUACUGGAAAUCAGAUGUUGCAGGUCAUAGAAAAUGGAAGAUUUGCAAAAUACAAAUAUUUUACCCAUGUCAUGAUCAAUAAAACAGAUAUGUUAAUGAUAACCAAAAGUGGGGUAUUGUUUGUAACAAAAGGAACAUUUGGACAGCUUACAUGUGAGUGGCAGUACAGUUUUGAUGAGUUUACCAAAGAGCCAUUCAUUGUUCAUGGAAGAAGAUUGCGAAUUGAAGCAAAGGAACGAGUGAAGUCUGUAUUCCAUGCCAAAGAGUUUGGAAAAAUAAUUAACUUCAAGACCGCAGAAGAUGCUAGGUGGAUCCUCACAAAGCUAGAAGAAGCAAGAGAGCCUUCCCCAACCCUCUGACAGAGAACACUACCAGAAGACACAGUGAUUAAUCCUUACAGCUUCUACCAUGUACCUUCCUAAACCUGUUUGGGAACCAUAGUACAGAAGUAAUUUUAAGUACAUAAAAUAUAUAUGUGUGUGUAUCGGUUAGAAUCAGGUAAAACAGCUAUGUAAUUAAAAUAUUUCAACUCCUCUGGUUUUCUAACUUGAAUCAUGCAUUGGUUUAAAAUUCUAAUUAUUUUAUAAGAGAAACAUUUUUUAAAUAUUUGCUCCAGGUGAUUCUCUGCACUGGUGGAGAAAUUGCCCAUAAUUAGCCUUCAUAUGGAGCUAAGAUUAAUGUUCCGAGUUUACACUUUAAACUUCUCUCAUGCUUACUUCCAACUCUCUGAAUAAGUGAUGGGAGUGAUCAAAUCAAUAAUCAAAUCAAACAUUGCCUCAGUGGUAUCAAGAGAACUUUAGUGGUGAUUUCUUUAGAAACAUGUUCUUCUUACAGAUAAAUAUUUUGAUAUUAUUUUCCUUAUUUUUAUAAAGGAUAGGUUUGAACUGUACUUCAAAUACACAGCAUGAAUAUAAAAAACAAUCUUUUUAUAUAUAAUACAGAUUGAAUAUCCUUUCUAGCCUCAUCUUAAGAAAGGCUUGUAAAAUGAAUGUCAUAACCCAAAAGAGAAAGCCCUCCUCAGAACUCUGAUGCCUUAGAAAUAGUUCCUCAAGCCAUCUCCAUGGGAUCUACUUGGUUUGCCCAGCUCACAUUUUUGAUAGAUUGCCACUUUAAAGGAAAAUUCCUGAAGCCUUAACAAUGCCCACUUUCUACUCACUGCUAAUGAUGAAAUAAACAAAAUUCCCACCAUCUUAAAUAGGAGUUAUGCUUCAGACCAGAUAACCCCUCUCACAAUAUAGGAAUGCACCAUACAGUCUAACCCAGGAACCUGUCCUGUUGGUAACAGAUUGAAAAUUUACAGUUUGCUUUCUCUAUAGUUAUUCAAAUGAGAAUCAUUCUUUCAAAUGUAUAGCUCAGGGGUCCUCAAACUUUUUAAACAGGGGACCAGUUCACUGUCCCUCAGACCAUUGGAGGGCCGGACUAUAGUUUUAAAAAAAAAAACUAUGAACAAAUUCCUAUGCACACUGCACAUAUCUUAUUUUGAAGUAAAAAAACAAAACGGGAACUACAAUAUUUGUAUUUGCAUGUGGCCUGCGGGCCGUAGUUUGAGGACCCCUGGUAUAGCUCAUCAGAACAAAAAUCAUUAGUAAAAAUAAGGUCAUGGGUUUUUUUCCUUGGUUUUUGUUCAAACACCUUAAUAUGAAUGGGCUUUCUCAAGUGAAAGAAGAUGAGUGUGUGAUUGUGAACCAUGAAAAGAAUGAUACAGCAUCUUAGUUAUUAAAUAAUACAGAUUUGAUGCAUGUUGUAUGUGCCAUGAAAUUCUUAUAAACUGUUUUUUGGACUAGAGACUUGUGAAAUGCUCCUAAGGUUCCUCAAACCCUUUGCUUUGUUGUAAAAGCUAAAAUAAACAGCAUGCCAGACCGUAAUUAUAUGUAUUCCUGACCAAAUCCUGCUACUCACUAUUAUUGAUUUUCCUCUUAUUAUAAAAAUGCAUUGUUUAUUAUCAAUAAUUUCCUCCAGAAUGUGUUUUUUUCUUUGCUGAACAUAAAUUGAAUCGAAAGAUGACAAAUUUCUAGUCACCUGAUACUGUGUGAUCCCUUGAUGGCACAUUUUCUCUGUUGCUGAGCUCUUCCGAUUCUGCAGACAUUACAAUUAAACCUGAGAGCAGAGGUAGUCAGAAAAUCCAGCAGGUUGUCCUCCUCCGCAGUGUUGCUCUCCCGGAGUUCCAUUCAGUGCCAUUAGCCAAGUACCUCAUUACCUACUCCAGUCUCAUGAUUUUAUUCUCAGAAAAACAAAAAGGCAGGCCCAUAACUCCUUGGUUGGCCCAUGAUAAAGGGCAAAAGCCUGAAAGACUAGCAGAGAGAGUCUUCUGGUGCCCUCAGGAGGCCAGCAGGAGUGGGUCCUGUAACUAUCGCCCUUUGCAGAGCCAGUACGCCUCUUCUGUUCCCUCACCAAGAGGAACCUCCAAAUGUCUUUUCUUACUCUUUCUCACCAGUCCUCUACCUGUCAGUACCUCCUGUCCCUUCUUCUGUUUCUAAAGUAGAAAGACCUACAGUGUCAAGAGCAGUAGUUUUUCAAUUGUCUUAGGUUGUUCUCAUUGAAACAGUAGAUCUGAUGCAUCAUCUUUUUAGCGUUAACACAUUACAAUUAUGUAUUUGAUUCUGUAUUCUUUUUCUUGAAUGUAACAGAGUCUAUAAUCUUAUUAUAUUUGAAAACAGUGCCCUGAAUUAUACUUUACUACACUUAAUGUCUUUCUAUUUGAAAACUUUAACUUUGUUGUUCGAUAGUUUGAAGUUUUUAAGCUUGUUGAGAAUGUUAAGCUUGUUGUUUAGUAGUUGCUAUGAAAUGAGGUCCUGAGUUUUAAGUCAGUUCUUUCUUUGUAUUAGGUGUCAGCUGUGGCUCCAGGACCUCAAUGCUAGUCCAGCAUAUAUUCUGGUCCAUGAUUGUUGUGUAAAACCCAAGGCCGAGUUUGGUUUCCUGCCAACUCUUCUCCAGAAAGCUGUGAUUAUUAGAAAUAGCAAUGUUGAUUUCUGGUACAAAAAGAAGCUUGUGAUUUCCUCAUUUCUAUAAAAUACUUUCUGAACCAAAGAACAUGUGCACGUCUCCAAAGGCUCCCCUAUUACAGUGUGAAUGUCAGUUGCUCCUUCCCAAGUGAGACCGGGUGGUUUUUCCCAUCAUCUGUAUAUACAGCUGAGUUACUUUCUGGUCCCUUCCCUGGCCCUUUUCUCCUCUACAGUCCUAAUCCAUUCCAACUAUCCUGUGGCCUCAAAUUAGUAAGAAAUUUUUAUUAACUUUUUCUAUCAUAAUUAUUUCUCUCAUUUUUUUUCUGAUGGGGGUAGCGGUGAUAUUAUCCCAGUGAACACAUAUGCACCCAUGGAAAUAUCCUCUAAGGAGCGUCCUAUUUCUGUCUGGUAAACAAUGAGGAGACACAGUGCUGACUUUUCUGCACCUUAGUUAUCCAGUCAUCCAUUGACCCUUCAGGCCAAGCCAGAGCCCCUGUACAAGGAAGACUGGGAGAAGGUACUGGGUCAGUUUGCCGGUAGAAGUUGGAAGGUGUGUGCUGAACACCAUGAAAGUGGAAGUAGCCAUGUAGGGUGGGUGUUUUGUGUGCCAGCCAACACCAUUCAGAGAAAUCUGUUUUAGGUUCCAGGGCCAUUACUUUUUACCUUUUCUCAAGAUCAACCAACAUCCUCAAGGGCACUGUUUUUCAAACUAUAAGUCUUGACCCAUUAGUGGUCCAUGAAAUCAGUCUAACAGCUCAAGCCCUGAAUAUUUCAAAAGUGGAAUAGAAAAGAAGAGAGCUGUGCAUGGAGCAAGAUCAAACAUUGUUAAAUACUCUAUAUACUGUGUGUGUAUACUAGGUCACAAUAUAAAAUGUUAUUUCCUAUUGUGAAUUGCAGUUUAAAGAAACACAAAACUAAAACAAAAAUGAAAACCUUGAGGCCAUUGCAAGUGGAAGUGCAGGCUGGCCAGUGAUUGUUGAAACAUUCAGACUGUGUGGAGCCUGACUUCAUAUAGGCUCAGAGAGCCACCACUCAGGGAGUCUGCAGAUUGUGAGUGCUCUUGAUCUCUAGAGUGAGAAGAUGGGAUAGCUCUUGUUUUGGUUUAUAAAAUGUUUUCCUUUCAUGGUGUGUAAAACCAGGCAUCAGUGGGACCACAAACAGUGCCCCAAAAGGCCACAGGAUAUUAACUUGAUGCAUUUCAGCCUGCCUCCUACUAAGCAUUUUACUAGGAGUGGAGACAGAGGUUCUCCUUUGAAUUUGCUUCAACUACCUUCUCUCGGAUUCAUCAUACAGGUAGCAAAGGCCCUUAAAAAUAGGGAGCUAGUAUACAUAGGUUACAUUCUUCCGGGGCCAAACUGCUCAUUCAUUGGAGGGUGCUAUAAAAAUGCCAAUGCAAUUUAGCUGAAAAUAAUUACAUUUCCUCAUUUCUGUGGGAUUCAAGAGGGAAAUGUAGAUAACCUGCAUUCCUUAUGCAGUAUUCAAUACACAAUUUAUUCAUCCUGAUUUUCUUCGGUGCUACCCUGUUUAUCACUUAAAGCUCCUUUCCAUAUUCUUAAGGGAAGCAUUUACCCUCUUGGCCACACCUUUGAAAUGAUGCCUUCCUGCUAAUGCUAACCUAAUCAAGUGGGCAUUAAUCUGUUAAAUUUCUUAUGAUUCUUGUUAUCUACAUUUUUGAUAAUUGGCUGUUAGUGCAGCUAUUAGUGCAGACUUUCCCCCCGUACUUUUCUGCCACAAUUGGUAUAAAGUAGUACUUGUUUCAGGGCUCUCCUUCAAGCAGCUCAGCACACGUACUGAGAAGAUACUGGGUCUUAUGUGAUUUGUUGCCUUUGAGUUGGCUCUGACUCCUGGCGACUCUGAAUGAGUGAUGUCCACAGUGUCCUGUCCUCGGCAGCCCUGCUCAGCUCCUGUAGACUCCUGGCUAUGGCUUCUUUUAUGCAGUCAAUCCACCUACUUGUUCUUCCUCUUUUCCUGCUGCCUUCUGUUUUCCCCAGCAUCAUUGUUUUUUCCAAAGAAUCCUGCCUUCUCAUGAUGUGCCCAAAGUAGGACAGUCCUACACUAUUACAAACCUCCUUCAUGUUUCUUUACUUGAAACAAUUUUUACUUUAUUGCCUCCUUUGUAAAAUAAAUUGUUCUAUAUUGUUUUUUCAAAGUUUUACUUUAGAAUUACAAAUUCAUUCUUUUUUAAAAAGCAUUAUGACAGUUUCCAAAAAAGAUAAUUUUGGUUACCCGAAGAGCUCUAUGAGAGGUGUAACUUCAAAUUUUAUCGAUUGAUAGGAGUGUUUAAAUUCUUUUUACUUUAUACAAAUACAAAUUAUAUUAUAGUUUAACACCUGCUAUGAUAGACUUCUGUCAACCUGUCACUGAGCACCAUUCAUUUAGUAUUGCUCUGCUCCCUUGAUAAUGUGUUUCUCCUAAGGGUGUCCUUGCAACAAGAGACCCUGUGUGAGUGAUAUAAUAAAAAGUCUAAUAAUCAUAACUGUACUUAAAGUAGAAUAUGUUGGAAAACCUCAACAUUUCUUAAUAUGCUAUCAUACCACCAGCAUCCCAUUGGCUACCCCAAGGUUACCAAUUUGGGGACUGAAAAACAUCCAAGUGAAAAUGUAGAUGACAUUGAAAUGGCAAUAAUUUCAUAUCCAUACUCACAAACUAUCAGAAAUUGUACCUGGGGCUUGUUGCAAGGUCAGGUAGAUUGAUUGUCACAGACUUUUUUAAAUAGUCAUAUCUGGAUGUAAAUAUGUAUAUUACAUAUAAAAAUGAAUUUUUCAGGGAAUGUGCACUUUAAAACUUAUUAAUUUUUGUAUUAGUCAAAUAGUGCUUCUUUGGAAUGCUUAUUCUUUGGUAAAAUACAGUCAUUGAUGGUGAUAAUUUGUUUAUUAAAUGGCUCUUUCUGUAUCUGCAGUAUUUCCUUCACUCUUGUGUUCCUUAUCCUUUUAUGUGGGCUCCUGGUCCGAUUGCCUGUUACACAGUCUCUGCUUUGCUUUUGUGCAUUCUGAUAAGAUAGUUUAUAAACACAAAUGUUUACAAUGAAGUUCUUCCUUUUGAAAUUGAUGUCUUUUUCUCCCCUUUGGUUGGCUAUGCUCACCAAUGACUAAUUUUUCUAAACAAUAAUUAUUUCUUGCUAUUGGUAGGAUUAAAUUACUUGGUCAGGUGAUUGCCCGGUUUAAUUAUGUAUAUCAUUUUUAAAUAAAUUAAGUCAAAUAAAGAUUUCUGGUUUUUCAGUC